AUGGAGCGUUGUAGUUCUAAUUCCAGAAAAUUGAUCAAGACCCUCUUUCCAAUUCUUGUUCUAUUCACAAUCUCCCACACACAAGCCAACUCCAAUUCAAACUACACCAACUUCAUUGAAUCCAAAUGCACCUUAAUCUCAACAUUCCCUCCCAUUUGCAUAAAAACACUUGUCCCUUAUGCAUCUUCUAUCCAAACUAACACCAUAAAACUGUGUGACACUGCCCUUGACAUAGCCAUAGACAGCGCGAAAAACGCUUCCGAUAUGGUAUCUGAGCUAGGGAAAAAGAAAGGAAUUACAAAAUAUGAAGCUGCUGCCAUUAAAGACUGCAUUACUGAUUUGAAAGAUGCAGUAUAUGAGUUGAAGGAAACACUUGGUGCAAUGAAUCAUCUUAAUGAUCCAGAUAAGGAAUUUCAAUGGGAUAAUGCUAAGACCUAUGCUAGUGCUGUUAUAAGUGAUGCUAAUUCUUGUUUAGAUGGUUUAUCUGAUAGGAAAGUGAAUCCUGUUGUGAAGACUAAGAUUAGUGGUACCAUAUCUUAUGUUACUAAACUUGCUAGCAAUGCUUUGGCUUUUAUAAAUCACCUUUACUGA
Nicotiana tabacum (common tobacco) is the source of this 591-nucleotide messenger RNA. RefSeq names its product pectinesterase inhibitor 4-like. NCBI's taxonomy places the organism in Eukaryota, Viridiplantae, Streptophyta, Magnoliopsida, Solanales, Solanaceae. The record is from RefSeq and is a predicted model, not a curated record. Gene Ontology annotation, molecular function: enzyme inhibitor activity. Gene Ontology annotation, biological process: negative regulation of catalytic activity.